Messenger RNA from Aureobasidium subglaciale EXF-2481, 3277 nucleotides. RefSeq lists its product as uncharacterized. NCBI's taxonomy places the organism in Eukaryota, Fungi, Ascomycota, Dothideomycetes, Dothideales, Saccotheciaceae. Gene Ontology annotation, molecular function: DNA-binding transcription factor activity, RNA polymerase II-specific; protein binding; RNA polymerase II cis-regulatory region sequence-specific DNA binding. The record is from RefSeq and is a predicted model, not a curated record. Bases 1 to 2871 code for a protein of 956 amino acids. Gene Ontology annotation, biological process: regulation of transcription by RNA polymerase II. The transcript has 3 exons.
AUGCAAAGCCAGGGUUGUCCAGACAGCAUCCAGCAAAAUGAACGCACUCGCAACGACGUCUUUGUCAAAACAACUCGGCCCUCUAUUACUGCAGUCCACAUCACACCACACAUCACCAUGCCGCCGUCAAAUCGGCGCACUAGACCUGCGCGCAAGGCUGCCGAAGUGGCCGCAGCAGCCACGGCCACCGCUGCCGACGUGUCUGACGCCGACACGCCCGAAUCCAUUGCUACACCCUCGCGCACUUCGCGCAAGAGAGCGCGUGCCAACGAUGCUCCCACCUCCAAUGGCCGCGCCGCCACGCGCAGAAAGGUCACGACUGCACGUCCGAACGAACGAGAAGACACAGAGGGCACCGAGGCCAACGAACAAUCCGACGCCGAAACAGAACCCUCGACCCCAUCCGAGGUCGAUGUCAUCUCCAAGCUCAAGGUCUCGGACAAGCAAGUGAAUGCGACACACGACUUCUCCAACGACCUGCUCGAAGGAAGAGAGCACGUGCCUGGCUAUGGCAAGAUCGCUGGUCGCAACUGGACAUACAUCAUCCAAGGCGUCGAGAUCAACAUCGGCCGUCCCGAGUCGCAUGAGAAGGCCGAGUCCCUCGAUUCACCUCUCAUCCAGUCGAACGACCCCUCGGCCAAGUCAAGGAUCUCCAUCGACCUCGGUCCCGACCGACAGGUCUCGCGCCUGCACGCAGUCAUCUCUUACGACAGCGAACAGGAGAAGUGGUUCAUCUCGGUCAACGGCCGCAAUGGUCUCCGAGUCGACACACAGCUGCUCAAGCGUGGCAACCGUGCCGCCCUGCGUUCUGGCUGUGUCAUCGACAUCAGUGGCACACAGAUGGCCUUCAUCACCACUGCUCGCCAUGAAGACGACGGCCCAGUCUUUGCUGACGCCAUUGUCCGCCAGACUUACACGUCCGAAGAAGAAGACCACGAAGCCGACGGCCGUAAUGCCAACCCGCCACCGAACCCGUCGUCCCACAUGCCCGGUCCUUCGUCCUCAGUGCGUCGCCCUGCCCACCCUUCGUCCAGCUUCCCUGAUGGCAGCACCGGCCACCGCGUGCAUCCCCAUUCAUACGCAGGCCUGCAAUCACAAUCCUUCCCCAUACCGGGCACGCCGAUUCGUAACCACGGCAUGAACAUUCCUACCUCGCAGCGUACUCGCCCAUCGCCCGUCUCACUCGGAGGCUAUCCUCGCGGUGUCAUGCUCGAGUCGACCGAGUCGAUCGACUAUUCGGCAGAUAGCGCCAAAGAUCUCAAGCCUCCUCACUCUUACGCCCAGUUGAUCGGCAUGGCUAUCCUGUCCACCUCGGAGCAGCAGAUGACACUCAACAACAUCUACAAGUGGAUCAUGGCAAACUAUGCCUUCUACCGUCAUAGCACUAGCGGCUGGCAAAACUCGAUCCGUCACAACCUCAGUCUCAACAAGGCCUUUGAGAAGAUAGCCCGUCGCACCGACGAGCCCGGAAAGGGUAUGAAGUGGAUGAUCUCUCCCAAGGAGCGUGACACUUUCCUCAGCCAGGGCAUGAAGGGCUGCCGCAGACCCAACCCUCUGCCUUCUGGCAUGAUCGACCCUUCAAGUCCUGCCCAGCUGCAUGCCCCUUCUUCAGCCCAGCAAAAGCCAAUCGGUGCUGCUCAUCCUGUUCCCAGCAAGACCGAGAAGAGCGACAGCCCUCCAAUGCACACCUACCCCUCAUCGUAUCCCACAGCCAACGAGGCCUACACUCCCGAUCGUGGCUCUCGCCGUCCUGUCAAGUUUGACGACAAUGAUCCGGAACUCAUCUACCCUCCUUCUGCUAAGAGCACCCUCAAUCAUCUUACUGCUGUCGCCAACGCUGCUGGCUCGCCGCCUUCACUCUACAUCACCGAUGAUGGUCGCAUUGGCCCUCUCGAUACACCCUUUCCUGUACGCAGCAGCCAGAAGCUCGCGCCUCCCUCGACACUGCAGCGACCCUCAGCCUUCAUGGAGUUCUCAUCGCCCGCUCCCUUCUGGAAGUUCGGCUCGACUCCCUUGCGUCCUCUCGCAGACAUUAGUCCCCUAAAGGCAACUCCUUUCUCGUCGUUCAAGCCACUUGGUAUGGGUGCCAACGUAAAGAUACUCGACGAGGACGACAAGAGCGCUGUUGACAAGAAAAGCAUUCUGGACGAAAGGGAUGACGACAUGCCUGUUAUCCAGUCCAGUUCGCCUCCUCGUGCGUCAGCUGUCCCUGAUCGUAUUGACGGUAGCCCUACUCGCAGCAUACCCAGACCUGCAACAAGUCACAGCCGCUCUGCCAAGCUUGAGUUCGACUCAGACGAGCACAUUGUCACAAGCAUGCCUGCCGAGAGCAAUGAGAGGACCUCUUUCGACCGUGAGACUCCUCAGAGGAGAGACCAGAGUAUACCGGCAAAUCCAUCCUUCAAUGCUCCCCAAUUGCAACCCCCUCAGCAGCAUCAUCUGCAGCAACAUCAACAACAGCAGCAGCAGCAGCAGCAGCAGCAACAACAACAAUACCAGCAGCAGCACGAGUCUGAACAACAAGAGAGUCAGCAAAGUCAGCAAGAGCAGAUGCACGCUCAGGUACAGGCACAAGCGCAACCGCAGCGGGAACAAUCGAGCAUGCCCGCGCCCAAUUCUAUGCGUCCUCCUAUGCAGGCUCUUGGAAACAGUAACAACCAGGCCACUACACCCAACACCAGCAACAUCCUCAGCAGCCACGCUUAUGCAACGAACAACAUGAACGGCAUGCAACAGAACAUGGGAUCUCUCCGAUAUGGAGCCGAUGCCGACGAUGAAGCCGGCAUUGAUCUUGCCAAGGGCUUCCAACCUAUUGGUACAUUCCACAAGAUAGGAGCAGCAAGAUUCGGUAUGGGCAUGGCAGGUCGUUAGCUGCAACCUGACGCAUCCAACUUGCAGCAACACCCAAUGUACCGUACGCCCAGCAGCCAAAAGCGUGGCAAGAAAAACACAGAGCUUUGAACAAGUAACGAGAAGCGAGUCAUGAAAUGAAGGCACGCAAGUGAAGGACAACGCUUUCUAAUGGAUAUUCGGGAGUCUUUUUGGCGCAGUAAGUGUUUCUAGUUUUGUUUCGUGAGAGCACAAGAUGGCGUUCUGUAUUCGGGUACAACAUCACGAUUCUACCCGCGAGCAGAGGAUAUAGAGAGUAGCUCAAGACGGGUCAGUAAGACUAGAGUCGCAAACUUCGAUAGGCUUGAUGUACGAAAGCCAUGUUUUUCCUGGUGAUACAGACCCCUGAACCUGCUUUGACAGAUGUGAGUAGUGCGAACAUGACGCG